This is a messenger RNA of Theobroma cacao (cacao), 2506 nucleotides long. Its product is annotated as putative disease resistance protein RGA1. The record is from RefSeq and is a predicted model, not a curated record. Lineage: Eukaryota; Viridiplantae; Streptophyta; Magnoliopsida; Malvales; Malvaceae. Gene Ontology annotation, molecular function: ADP binding.
AAUAAUUGGGUAUAGAAGCAGUGGAUCUCUUCUCUCCACUACUUUUUCCUCUCCCUUCCAAAUUACCCACUGAGUUUUUAGAGUUGACUUCAUCGCUUCUGGUUUCUCUACUUUCAAGUAUCCUAUGGCCGAAGCUAUUGUUUCCGUGAUCUUACCGGAGCUGGCCGCAAUAGCAAUUCAAAAUGCACGGGAAGAGUGGAGACUGGUGACGGGCGUCGAUAAAGAAGUCGAAAGGCUUAAAAGCAAUCUCAAGGCGAUCCAGUGCGAGCUUGAAGAUGGGGAGGAAAAACAAUUCGUCAACAAACGUGUCCAAUAUUGGUUAGAUAGGUUCAAACAAGUUUCUUACGACAUUGAAGACGUAUUGGACGACUGGAAGACUGCACUCCACAAGUUGCAAACAGAUGGAGUUGAAACCUCUUCUGUUAAAAGGAGGAAGGUAUGGCCCUUAUCUUCGUACUUUUCCUUUGGCACACAAGUUGCUAGGCGUCAUGACAUCGCUACAAGAAUAAAAGAAAUCAAUGAAGAGUUAGACGAGAUUGCUAAAGACAGAGUUAGGAUUGAAUUGAUAAAAAGUGAAAUUAAGCAACCUAAUCGGUCCGAAAGCACUUCUUUUGUGGAUGUGUCACAGAUAGUUGGUCGAGAUAGAGUCAAAGAAGACAUAAUAAGUACAUUGCUCUUUGGAACUAGUGAAGAAGGGAGUUGCAAGAAUAUUCGUACCAUCACUAUAGUAGGGAUGGGAGGAAUGGGAAAAACAGCUCUUGCCCAAUUAAUUUAUAAUGAUCAUAGAAUUCAGUCUCAUUUUGAAAACAAAAUUUGGGUGUGUGUCUCAGACCCCUUUGAUCAAACACAAAUUGCUAGAGCAAUUCUUGGAGGCCUCCACCCUGGUUCAACGAACCUUCAAAAUCCAGUUUCACUGGAAAUUCUUUUAAAAGACAUUCGUGAAAGGAUUAAAGGAAAGAAAUUCUUUCUUGUUUUAGAUGAUGUGUGGACGGAUCGUGAUCAAGAUUGGGAGCCGUUUAAAGCUACUUUUCAGUAUGGCAUGUCGGGAAGUUGGAUUUUAGCAACUACUCGAAAGGAAUCAGUUGCAAAGCAAAUGGACUUGUCUCAUGUCUUUCGUCUGGAACAAUUAUCUGAGGAGGUUUGUUGGUCGAUGAUUGCUCAAAUAGCAUUUACCGAAGGAAACAGGGAUAGGCGUAAAUAUUUUGAGGAUAUUGGAAGGAAAAUUGCAAAAAAGUGUAAAGGUUUGCCGCUUGCUGCAAAAACUUUAGGAUGUCUCCUGCGAGAUAAAGUACGAAGAGAAGAGUGGCAAAAUAUUUUGAAUAGUGAGAUAUGGAAAUCAAAUUUCGCACAAGAUAUCUUUUCACCUUUACUAUUGAGUUAUUAUGAUUUGCCCCCAACGAUAAGACGAUGCUUAUUGUACUGUGCAUUCUUUCCCAAGGACUAUGUAAUUCGUAAAGAUGAAUUGAUCCAGCAUUGGACGGCGCAAGGUUAUUUGAACUCUGAUGUCAAUUUUGGGAGAGAAUUACAAGGUGAAGAUUACUUUACAUGCUUAGCAGCUCGUUCUUUUUACCAAGAUUUUAAAAAAGAAGUUGAUGGCAGCAUUCUAUCCUGUAAGAUGCAUGACAUGAUACAUGACUUUGUCCGAUUUUUGACAAAAUACGAGUUUGCCAUAGAGGAGGAUGUAGAUUUGACAUUGGACUUAUCAUCCAAAAAACCUCGUCAUUUGAGGUUGGUUGCAGGCCGGAAAGGUUUUCCCAUGUCCAUUAACGGCGCUGAAAAAUUGCGAAGCCUAGUAGCAGUUUCUCGAGACAUUAAUGGUGCAACUAAUGAAGCCUUGCAGAACUUGUUUAGUGAAUCCAACCGUCUGAGAUUAUUGGAGCUUGACUUGCUUUAUCUAGGCGCGAAAGGAAUUUGCUGUGAAAUGGGGAAGUUGAUUCACUUGAGGUACCUUAGGUUGAAUGGUUGCUAUAAUAUAGAAUAUUUACCUGAAGCAGUGUGUGAAUUGCGUAACUUACAAUCCUUGAUUAUUCGGCACUGCUUUCGUCUUAAGAAAUUGCCAAUUGGAAUCGGGAAUUUGAUUAACUUGAGGUAUCUUUCUAUUGAGUGCUGUUAUGGUCUGACUUACUACCCAAAAGGGAUCGGUAAAUUAACUUCUCUCAUGAGCUUAAAUAGAAUCAUAGUGAGAGCAGAUCGUAAUGAUGCUGAAGAUCUCAGCAUUGGAGAUCUACAACACUUGGACCUCCUUGCUGGAAAUAUUAAAGUUGAACUGGAAGGAGAUGCAAUAGAUGGGGAUGAGGCUAAGAGAGCCAAGCUUCACAACAAGAUACAUCUCAAGCAAAUGUAUGUAAGGAUCUCUCCGGGUAUAAAGGAAGACGAGGUAGUCCAAGCCUUAAACCCACCAUCCAACUUGUCUAUAGUAAUCGUUGACAGCAAGCUGGAUCUGGAAGAAAUGGCCAUGGUAGUUUUUGCCGCUUCUCUCGCGGAAGCUCGGGGCUUUAAACUCUAA